Molecule: messenger RNA, 3312 nt
Organism: Anneissia japonica
Lineage: Eukaryota; Metazoa; Echinodermata; Crinoidea; Comatulida; Comatulidae
Product: palmitoyltransferase ZDHHC17-like
Exons: 14
Coding region: 43-2091 (682 amino acids)
Biological process (GO): protein palmitoylation
Cellular component (GO): Golgi membrane
Molecular function (GO): palmitoyltransferase activity; protein binding
Source: RefSeq, a predicted model, not a curated record
GCCCCACCAUGGUUGGUGGGUCUAUACCCACUCAGCCCCACCAUGGUUGUGGCUGACGUAAGAACAUUUAUGAUUAUGGCACUUGGCAUGAAAUACAUACUGGAAGGGGCUACAAUGGGCUUCGAUAGUUUGGUUGGUAUAAUCCAUCCAUCCCGCACAAAAAUGGCUGCUGCCGCUACAAGAGACGCUGGAUGCAAUGAUGCGAUAAUUUUGUUCGAUAAGAGUGAUGAUAACUUAAAGGCAUAUCCAACUCAGGAGGAUGCAAACCGCCAUACGAACACCAUUUACUCAAAUCCAUCCAUGCUUGCCCCUAAGGCACCUGAUAAGAAGGAAGAACUUCCAGACUUCAGCGAAUACGACAUCGUAAAAGCAACUCAGUAUGGAGCCUACGACAGAGUCAACAAGCUCAUCAAUGAAGGGACAGAUGUGAACGUUCUGGAUAAUGAAGGGUGUAGCCUUUUACAUUGGGCUGCUAUCAACAAUAGGCUAGACUUGAUGAGGCUUUUAUUGUCAAGGGGUGCAUUAAUUGAUCGUCCUGGUGGUGAGUUGAAUGCAUCUCCGUUACAUUGGGCAACUAGGCAAGGUCAUUUGCCCGCAGUGGUCCUGCUAACGCAGCAUGGAGCCGAUCCGUCAAUAAGGGACACUGAAGGACUGAGUUGUAUCCAUGUUGCCUCUCAAUUUGGACACACUUCCAUUGUGGCAUACCUUGUAUCUAAAGGACAGGACCCUAAUAUGAUUGACAGUAGUGGGAUGACCCCUCUUAUGUGGGCGUCCUUUAGAGUUUUUGCGGUUGAUCCUGUGCGUAUAUUGCUGACGUUGGGGGCAAGUGUAAAUCUGCAGGAUAAACGAUUUCAACACACCGCCCUCCAUUGGGCAGCUGCAGUGGGAAAUGGUGCUGCAGUUGGGGCCUUACUGCGGGCCAAUGCUGACACUUACAUUGAAAACGUCAAGGGAGAAACCUGCCUUAAAAUUGCCAUUGCCAAAAAGCGGGGCUACAUUGUGAACCAAAUCCAGGACAGCAGGGGUGAGAUACCUUUCGCAAGUAGGUAUUCAUUCCUCCAGUCAGUGCAGGCAAACAAGGAUGUUCGGAGGAAAGUGAUGAUGGGUACACCAUUUGUUAUCAUGUUCCUUAUUGGUUUUAUACCGGAGUUAAGUUUACACUGGUUUGUCAAAAUCAUACUUGCAGCAGUAGCUUAUGGAGUAUGCUAUUUUGUUUCAGGAUUGUUCUUUGAUCCAAGACUGAUGACGAUCCUGCCGUUGUAUAUAUACCUAGCCACAAAGCUUUAUAUGUAUUCCAGUUGGUUCAUAUUUUUUUGGCCAUAUGUUAGUGAUUGGCAUAUACAGGUUCCAUUUGUUUUCAACUCAAUUUUUCUCUGGUACAAUUUUUGGAAGGCAUGGCGAAGUGAUCCAGGAGUAAUUAAGGUCUCCCAAGAGCACAGAAAAGCAGUGAUAAUAGAACUAGCAGAGGCGGGUACGUUAAAUAUUGAACACUUUUGUACAUCUUGUCUCAUUAAACGACCAAUCAGAUCAAAGCAUUGCUCCCACUGUGAUCAUUGUGUUGCCAAGUUUGACCACCACUGUCCCUGGAUUGAUAACUGUGUUGGGUCGAGGAAUCACCACUAUUUUGUGCUGUAUUUACUUUUUUUGGAGGGAAUGAUAUCAUGGUGUUUGUAUGGAACAAUACAGUUUUGGAAUAAUGAAUGUCACACCAAUUUUGAAAAUGAUGGUCUAUGGAUAUUCAUUGGUCAGUUAAUGUCGUGUUCUCCGUGGGUAUUUUGGAUCAGUUUAAACACGUUUGCUCAUAUUUUGUGGGUUGGCUUGCUGUUAGUAUGCCAGCUAUUUCAGAUUGUAUACCUUGCCUUGACUACAAAUGAGAGGAUGAAUCAGAGACGAUACAAACACUUAAAGGAUAAAGACGGCAAAGCUUUUAGCCCUUUCAAUCGUGGAAUGGUACGCAAUUUAGUUGAUUUCUUUAACAUUCGCUGUUUUGGGUUGUGUCGUCCGAUGAAGAUUGAUUGGAUGCAACAGUUCACAGCAGACCUCAACCAAUCUAACAGUAGUUUUACAAGGGACAGUUACCAGUUUGUAUGAAGUACCUUCAAACAAAGUACUUGCUGCUAAAUAUUGUUCAAUUCUCACACAUGGCAGGUUUAUUUUAAAUACAAGCAUAGGAAGGAUUUUAGUUUUAACAUGUUUGAGUAAGUUAUGGGAUCCAACAUAACUUCUGUCUAAUACCACCAUUUGAAUAUAGAGUCACAAGUAUCUACAGGUGCAUAAAGUCAGGCAGUUACUGCUACGCGAUUCUAUUGAGAAUGCGAAGCAAUGGAUCAUUUUAAUGACGAUUCGUUCAAGCUGUCACCGACAUUCAGCAGACGGAGUCUAAUGCUCACAGAGUGUGGAGUUAGAUUUGUCGGCCAACGGUCGUAAGACCUGCACUCAAACGUCUUUCUUAUAUAUUAGUAUCAGAAUUGUUUUUGUUUUGUACUUCGAAUUCACAAUCAUUAAUGUACUUUUCAAUGUUAGUUAAUUUUUUAAAAACAUGGUCAUCGUUAAGUGUUUGGAGUGUCUUGGGGUUGGUGGCAGGAUUGGUUUGAGAAAAUAGCAUGUAGUGUAAUGCUAACUGUAUUAUAUAGUCAGUAGCCAUCACAGUUUGAAGGACUUAACUCCAUAAUCGUAUAUCUUUUGAGUAUACAGUAGUGUUAAGGUUAUGAAGAGAAAGUUCCAAAAUGCUGGGCUACAUUUAGUGUUUAUUGAAUGUAUAGUUAGUCAUUAUAAACUCCCGCCACUGUAACACCCCCCUCCCCCAAUCAUCAUGUGACUGUGACUACUCAGAACCACAUCUUUAAAAAAAACAUUUGCCAAUGAUUAAUUUAAUAAUUAUGUCUGAAUGUGUCUUUUGUCUGAUAACAAGCAUUUUUUUUUACUUUAAAAUAUAGAAUACUUGUUUUUUAAGAGAAAUGUAUAUGUAGGUAUUGUUUAUAGUACAUGUGCUAAUUGCCAGUUAUUUAUGGUUUAUGUAAAUAUGCGAUAUAACUCGGCUUCGACUGUAGAGCUGAUGUUUCAUGCUUUUUAUUGGAGAUGCAAAGCAUGGCGCUACAAUGCACUCCAUGCUCAUACCAUUAUUUACAAUGAGCUCUGUGGUGUCAAUAUCUUGCAUUUAUACGUUCGGUCGAGACGGAUUUAAUUUUAUCCUGAAAUAUAGUCAUCAAAAUACCGGACUCAUUCUGUUCUCUAUUUGUACUGGUUAUACUACUGUAUGCCAUUGAUGUGACAUCAGCUUUUAUUAAAAUUAUUAAAUUAGAUGGUGUGUGA